Messenger RNA from Trametes versicolor FP-101664 SS1, 770 nucleotides. RefSeq names its product thioredoxin-like protein. The record is from RefSeq and is a predicted model, not a curated record. The coding region runs from base 1 to 720 and encodes 239 amino acids. Gene Ontology annotation, cellular component: cytoplasm. The transcript is spliced from 5 exons. NCBI's taxonomy places the organism in Eukaryota, Fungi, Basidiomycota, Agaricomycetes, Polyporales, Polyporaceae.
AUGCCUUGCACCGAGCAGAUCACCUUGUAUACGACCACGUUCUCGCCGUACGGCCAUCGGGCGCAUAUUGCUCUCGAAGAGGCGGGCGCGGAGUACACCCUCUGCCAAAUAAACGUCCAUCGCGACAAGCCGGAAUGGUACAAGCGUGUCAAUCCGCUCGGAAAGGUCCCCGCCAUCACUUUCGGAGGUCCACAGGUCCCGCCCGACGAGCCCUCCCCGGAGUCCGAGAAGCUCGUAGAGUCACUCGCGCUGCUCGAGUUCGUCGCCGACGUCUUCCCAGAAGCAAAGCUCCUCCCCGCAUCCCCCGUCCAGCGCGCCCGCGCCCGCGCGUUCAUCGCCAUCUACCAGAACUACCUGCACGACCAGUUCCGCGACGCGUUCUUCCGCGGAGAGCCGGUCGGGCCCUUCCUCCAGGCGCUCGAGACGCUGCAGAGCGCGCUGCCGCCCGCGGGAUUCGCGGUGGGCGAGUGGUCGCUCGCGGAGGCGGCGGUCGCGCCGUUCCUCGCGCGCAUGAUGUUGUAUCUUGACGCGGGGCUGGGGAAGUACAGCGAGGCGGACGGGGAGACCAUGCGGGCGGCGCUGGCGAGCGAGCGGUUUGCGCGCAUUAGUCAGUAUGUGCGGGAUAUACGUGCGCGCGCGAGUUUCGUGAAGUCGUGGGGCGGGGAUGAUGUGCAACUCGAGGCGGCGAAGGCUAUCCCGAUGCUGCGACGACCGGCGUAGAGGAUAUCUUGAGUCAGAUUGUAUGAUAGCAUGACUAUAAUGUGAACACC